Molecule: messenger RNA, 1232 nt
Organism: Myotis myotis
Lineage: Eukaryota; Metazoa; Chordata; Mammalia; Chiroptera; Vespertilionidae
Gene: LYPD6B
Product: LY6/PLAUR domain containing 6B
Exons: 6
Coding region: 77-715 (212 amino acids)
Molecular function (GO): acetylcholine receptor regulator activity
Source: RefSeq, a predicted model, not a curated record
GGAAUUGCUGGGACAAAGGAAUACAUGUGUUAGAUUUUGAUGCAACCGUUCUGUGGGUGCUUUGGCACAUCUAUCAAUGACACUACCUCAAAAAGCAGACUGGCGGCUACUUCCUUUGGGCACAGACCUCUUCACUGCUGGAGGCCGACACCACGCUCUCUCUCAAGAUAUAUGGGUUUUGGACUUGCCCAGACGCAAGGUCAGAAUGCUGCUCUUCUGUCAUGCUCUAGCUGUAGCAGUUGUCCAGAUCUUUAUCUUCUCAGAAAACCGGGCCUUUGCCAAGAACAUCAACUUCUAUAACGUGAGGCCUCCUCUUGACCCUACACCAUUUCCAAACAGCUUCAAGUGUUUUACCUGUGAAAAUGCAGGAGAUAAUUACAACUGCAAUCGAUGGGCAGAAGACAAGUGGUGUCCACAAAACACACAGUACUGUUUGACAGUUCAUCACUUUACCAGUCAUGGAAGAAGUACAUCCAUCACCAAAAAGUGCGCCUCCAGAAGUGAAUGUCAUUCAGUUGGCUGCCACCACAGCCGAGAUUCUGAACAUACAGAGUGUAGGUCGUGCUGUGAAGGAAUGAUCUGCAAUGUGGAAUUACCCACCAACCACACUAACGCGGUCUUCGCCGUAAUGCACGCUCAGAGAACGUCUGGGAGCAGUGCCCACACGCUCUGCCUGCCAGCGCUUGCCUGGGUUUUCAUGCUUCCGUUGAUAUGAUGCCGCCAUUCCUAGGAAAGGCAGAGCCCAGCCCUCUGACGCACAAACUAAAAACUGUGUAAACAGCGAACUUUUGAAUGAAGAGCAAUCUUGCAGUUGGUGAAGAGUACACAUUGGACUCAAAGCAGAAGACAGUUGUUUGCUUGGUUAAAACGCUCUUGCAUGAGGCCAUGGGAUUCAGGAAGGGAAUUUGGCCCGGGCUGAGGGCAUUUUCUGGCUUCCAGGCUUCCUGGUCAAAGAGGCUGCAUUUUGUCACUUUUGCAGGAAGGAUCCUGCCAGCACCCACAAUGGACAGGCUGUAGUAGCCUAUGUUGUCCCCACCUGACCAGGCCUUUGGCUGAAAGGACUCCUUGACCUCACUGACUCUUUCAGAAGCUGCUGGGUCAGAUCUUCUCUUUCUGUGAUUAGCUCAGAGUGUCUCUGGGAAGUUUAACCCUUCCCCCGAUGAAAAAGCAAUGUAUGCUAAUUGUGUGUGUGUGUGGAGGAGAAUAAAGCUUUUAAAUUAUGCAGAGUAAAA